AUGUGUUAUGUGCAGUGGUGGAAAAAAUGUAGACAAAUAUUAGUUGACAAAGAGCAACGGUCGCUGCAAAGUAUAUUGUGGCGGGAAGAUCCGAAAGACGAGUUGCAUGAAUUCGAAUUGAACACCGCGACCUACGGUACGAAACCCGCGUCAUUUUUAGCCGUAAGGUGUCUGCACCAGUUAGCGGAAAUCGAAAAAGUAAACUACCCUAGAGCAGCUGAAGUAUUGUAUAACAAUUUUUAUAUGGAUGACCUCUUAACGGGAAGUAACACAAGCGCGGAAAUCUUACUCUUGAAAGAGGAAUUAAUAGAAUUGCUAGGUAAAGGAGGAUUCAAAUUGCACAAAUGGAGGAGUAACGUAGAGACGGUUAAGGAAAAUAAGCAGUUUAAAAAUGAAAGCUUAGAUAUUACUAAGGAAAAAGAGUCAAGAUUACUAGGGGUAUUAUGGAACCCACAUAAAGAUAUAUUUCAAUAUGAAGUAGACAUAAGGGAGACAGAUCAACGUGUAACAAAGAGGAAAGUGUUAUCGCAAACAUGUAAGCUGUAUGAUCCGUUAGGUUUAGUAGGGCCGGUAAUAACUUCGGCGAAAAUUCUAAUGCAAAAAAUGUGGAGUUCAAGUCUAAAAUGGGACGAAUCAGUGCCCAUGCACAUUCAUAGGGAAUGGGAACGUAUAAGAUCACAAUUGCAUAUACUCAAUGAACUACGAAUACCUAGACUAAUUGUAUCAGGCGAAGGCCAGGUUCAACUACAGCUGCAUGGGUUUUGUGACGCAAGCGAGGCGGCGUAUGGUGCAUGCGUGUAUAUACGAGAAAGAAACAAGCGAGGAGAAAUCACGGUUACCCUAGUUUGCUCCAAAUCACGCGUGGCACCGAUGAAAGCGUUAUCGCUGCCCCGGUUAGAGCUAUGUGGAGCCGUUUUGCUAGCCAAAUUAAUGAAUCGAGUAUUAAUAAACCUAAAGUUAAACGUAGCGCAAAAGUUUUACUGGACGGACUCUAAAAUUGUAUUAGCCUGGAUAGACUCCUCCUCUAGAAAAUGGCACAUAUUUGUCGCGAACCGAGUAAGCGAAAUACACAAUGAUUCCACACCUUCCGAAUGGGGUCACGUAGGAACUAGAGACAAUCUCGCGGAUCUAAUAUCGAAGGAUGCUACAUCAGAGCAAUUAGUGAAUUCUAACAUUUGGUGGAAUGGACCUCAGUAG
This is a messenger RNA of Trachymyrmex cornetzi, 1197 nucleotides long. RefSeq lists its product as uncharacterized. The coding region runs from base 1 to 1197 and encodes 398 amino acids. The record is from RefSeq and is a predicted model, not a curated record. Lineage: Eukaryota; Metazoa; Arthropoda; Insecta; Hymenoptera; Formicidae. The transcript has a single exon.